GUUUGGUUGACCAAUCAUCAGGGAUUUUCAUUGGGUACCGGAUAGUAACAUGUGACGCUAUUGGCGAGAUCUCGGCCUGUUUCCUGUGUCGGGUUUGUUUACGUGGUGCUGCGAGGUGAACAAAAUGAUCGGAGAUAUACUGAUAUUCGGGACCUUACUUGUCAAUGCGGGAGCUGUGCUAAACUUCAAACUGAAAAAAAAGGAUUCGCAAGGAUUUGGAGAUGAAUCUCAUGCCCCAACUUCAGGAGAAAAUAUCAGAGAGUUUCUUCUGAGCCUCCGGUACUUUCGGAUAUUUAUUGCCUUAUGGAACAUCUUUAUGAUGUUUUGCAUGAUUUUGUUAUUUGGAGCCUAGGAACAAACCACUUGGAGUGGGAUGUGUAUGUUAUGCAUCAAAUGAAGACACUUUAAUGGAAUUUUUGUAAUCUGUGGGUGUUGUGGGCAGCUUCUCUGAUUAUUGGUGUGGACAUAUUUCAUUCUCACACUAUUCAGUUUGGUCCACCAUAAUUACACUACCAAACAUCAACUUGUCUGUGCUCAUUUAGAAAUAAAGAAUGCAAAGCCUAAUAGACCAAAUGCAAAUUGUUGGGCAACUUCAAAAUAAUCUCUAGUGAUGUAAGGGCUUCGAGGUCUACACAGAAAGUGAAGAGCCCUUAAAUUUCAGUAACAUGCAAGGCCUCUAAAUUGUGACUUUUUACAUGUUGAUUCGUAAGUUGAUAAUGUAUUCUGUCUUUUUUCAUUUAUUAUAAGUAAUCCCUUUCCCACACUGUUUUCUGUGAAUUACUUUUGUCAUCAUGUGUUAUUACAGCACUGUUCAAAGGUCUAAGGCAGUCAAAGGAAAUGUUUAACGCUAUUUAUUUGGCUAGUAAAGGUGUAUUUGCUCAGGAAAAAAACACAAUUUAACUUUAUAAUGUAUGCAAGUUAAGAGUGACCCAAUUAACACUAACAAAUUUCAUCUGUUCUCCAAAAAGUUACUGAGAUCCUGUUGGAUGGCAGGAUGAACCCUUCAGUUCCCAAACCUCUCCUCAUUGUCAGUUUGGUUAUUCUAUGUAUUUGUUAAAUUUCACCACCAGCUCGCGUAAUAAAUUAAUUGAAUUAGUUUAAAAUGUCGGCGAGGUAUUGAUUAGUCAUAUGAGGUGAGCUGGUGGUUGAGUCAAAAAUAUUUGGGUGUAUUGAAUGGUUGCUGCAUGCAGAGGGGUGACUCCAGAGGAGUUCUUAAAAUGGCUUUGCUAACACACUUUGACAAAUAUCAUUCUACACCAACAUGAUCAUUUAUCCAUCAUUUUCUUUGACUGCCUAAGACCUUUUCACAGUGCUGUACAUUGCCAGUUUUGUAAAGUUUAAAUACAACCCCAUUUCCAAAAAAGUUGGGACACUGUAAAAUGUAAAUAAAAACAAAAUGCAAUGAUUUGCAAAUCAUAUAAAA
Messenger RNA from Brienomyrus brachyistius, 1423 nucleotides. RefSeq names its product small integral membrane protein 7 (gene smim7). NCBI's taxonomy places the organism in Eukaryota, Metazoa, Chordata, Actinopteri, Osteoglossiformes, Mormyridae. The coding region runs from base 125 to 352 and encodes 75 amino acids. The record is from RefSeq and is a predicted model, not a curated record. The transcript is spliced from 5 exons.